CCCACAUUGCCGAUAAGAAAAGAAUACACCCAUUGGAAGGAACAAAGGAAAACCACCCUCCUCUCAUGGCUUCUUCAUAUGCUCUCUCCUUCCUUCCAUUAACUCAAUCCCCGAAGCUCUCUGCUCGGAACCCACUUCCAAACUCCCAUUCAUGGCGCCCGCGUCCCCAUCGUUCAAACACACCAUCAUCCUCCUGUAUAUCCGCCGCUCUCGGAGAUGGGCCCAAUGCCACGGAGCCCAUAACCGUCGAAACUCUCCACCGGUUCUUUGACCUCAGCGUUGGCAAAUGGCACGGCUCCUUCUACGUGAGAAUACUGGACGAGCUUUCAAUUCGUUCUUCUUUGUUGCUUGCUCUGACUAGAGGGGGGUUUUUUUUGUUGGCUGUUCGUUACUUUGGGGUUUCCUUCCUCCAGCAAUUCAAUGCUCAUGGGAAGUUGAUUCAAAGGGUGAGUACGCGGCUCUCUGCAAGUACCUAUGGAGAAGAUGAUCUGAUGAGCCUCAUUCAAACGCUAUACAUAAAACAACCUCCAUUGUCAGUCUCAGACCCUGACGAAGACCCAGAAUGGGCAGAAUAUAAGAUCAAAGAGACCAAUAUGUUCACUGUUGACAGAUAUCAGCAGAUCGGCUUUUUCCCCGACACAAGGGCUUUUGCCUUAAGGUACCAGACCGCUGGCAUGCUGGAGACUGUUUUGAGGCAAGGUGUGUUGGGUGAAAAUGACACAGGAGAAGAGUCUCCCAGGAAUCUUAAGCUUCCUUCACGAAGGCCGUCUAUAGUAUGCGAGAAUUGUUUAUAUUCACAAGACAUAGAUAGUAGGCGGGCAAGAGCCUUUCACGUUAUGAACCCCGGAGGUGACCUAGAUAUGCUUCUUGUGUUCCUGGAAGAUAGAGUGGAUGGGAAUCAUCCUCCUCCUUCACUUGCCAAUCUUGGUGAGAGCGCUGGUAGGGUUGAACCGUUUCUUGGUAGGUGGGAAGGUCAUUCAAUGACGAAGCGAAGUGGUGUUUAUGGAUCAACACUUACUGAAGCUGAUUCUGUUUCUUCACUUGAGCUGAACGAUAAGGGUCAGCUCAUCCAGGAUAUGACAUCGAGUUCUAGAGCAAGUAACGUUGCGACCAAAGUGCAUUGGAGCGGUACCCUGGUGGAUAAUCUGAUCAUAUAUGAUGGAGGGUACCAGAUAACUCUGUUGCCCGGAGGGAUGUACAUGGGUUGCCCUUGUGAUAUAGCCAAGAGCGUUGCAGAAUCCAAGUCGUUUCAUCUGGAGUUCUGUUGGCUUGAAUCUCCUGGGAAGAGACAGAGACUGGUUAGAACGUAUGACGUCGAAGGUUUGGCAGUAUCAUCUACGUACUUUUCCGAAACGAAAGUCUUAGGUCUUUGAUUCUGGGUGUGUUUUGUGUUGGCAUGUUAAGAAGCUUGACAGUGGAUGUCCCUUAGAAUAUCUUGUGUAUUGCAACACCAGUGUUCAUAAGAAUUAGCUCUUCUCAGAUAGUAGAAUUUUGUUCCCGGAGAGAAUUAGCUGCAGAGAGACAAAUUUGUAAGUUAAAAAAUUUGUUAAGCAAAAGAUUGUUCCUUUAAUCCCAUCUAUUCCAACAUCCCAU
This is a messenger RNA of Linum tenue, 1593 nucleotides long. The record is from the annotation of a GenBank genome assembly. NCBI's taxonomy places the organism in Eukaryota, Viridiplantae, Streptophyta, Magnoliopsida, Malpighiales, Linaceae.